CGGUCGAUUAUAUUUCACGGCUUACGUUGCACUAUACUGUACGAAGUAUUUCCUCGUGUGAGUAGGAACUUGUUCAACUCGCCAUUUUUCUUACAUUUCGCAUUAAAGUGAAGAUAAAUUGUUGAAAACCGUUUCAAGAUGGCAAAGGCAAAAGUUGGUAAGAAGACUACAGGCAUUGCUAUGGAGCUGCCGGAGUGUCCAGUGUGCUUUGAAACUAUGUCUGCUCCUAUAUUUCAAUGUCAGUCAGGACAUAGCCUUUGCAAUUCCUGUACAAGUAACUUAUGUCCUCCAAUUUGCCCUAUAUGUCGCCAAGCAAUGACUCAAAUGAGAAAUUUAACACUUGAAGAUGUUAUUGCUAAGGCAAAUGUGCCGUGCCCAAACAAAUCCUUGGGUUGUGUUUACACCAUGCUUACUCAAGAAGUAGAUGAUCAUCUAAAAGAGUGUAUAUUUCGAGUUAUGACUUGUCCACUUGGUGCUGUUUUUGGCAAAUGUUCUUGGACAGGAAAUCUUAAAGAAAUGAUGGAUCAUUUCAAAGACCGUCACCCUCAGCACUGCAACAUUAACAUGGAAACAGGUGUAGAACUGAACAAUGUUUCCAUUAAUGAAGAUGAGCGUUUUCUGUACUUAGCUCAACAAGGCAAUCUACUUUUCAUUGUCACCAUGAAGAUUGAUACUUUACAAAAAGUAGCUUAUUGGGUUGUGCAGCACAUUGGCAGCAAGAAAUCUGCACAACAGCAUAUUUAUGAGGUUCAUAUAACUAGUAAGCAAGAUCCCCGAAGGCAAGUGAUAUUUAUUGAUCACUGUUAUAAUGACAUUUUAUCAGCAGAUGCUGUUUACCGUCUUGGCAAAUGUGGUAUUUUACCAUUAGAUAUGUUUUCGCAUUUUAUUCAUAACAAAAAAUGUUCCUUUAAGUUUGUCAUUAAAAAAGGUACACCCAAACCUAAAAAGUUUGAUAAGUCCAAUACUAGUAAUGAAAAUAAGCAGCCAAAUGCUCCCAAGCAUCCCAAACCAAAAGCUGGUUUUACUCAACGUAAUAAGAGCCCAGGUCCUGCAAAGCACCAUAAUGUGGGUUCUAAAAAGUGAAAUAACUUACUUUAUUCUUUACAUCAGCAUAAAUAUGAAUAAAAACCAUUUAAUUU
Molecule: messenger RNA, 1139 nt
Organism: Papilio polytes (common Mormon)
Lineage: Eukaryota; Metazoa; Arthropoda; Insecta; Lepidoptera; Papilionidae
Product: E3 ubiquitin-protein ligase SIAH1-like
Exons: 5
Coding region: 139-1083 (314 amino acids)
Biological process (GO): multicellular organism development; proteasome-mediated ubiquitin-dependent protein catabolic process
Cellular component (GO): cytoplasm
Molecular function (GO): zinc ion binding; ubiquitin conjugating enzyme binding; ubiquitin protein ligase activity
Source: RefSeq, a predicted model, not a curated record